AUGUUUGGAGUUACGGCAAGACUUGAUGACCAACUCGGCACCACAGCCAUACCAACCACCAUAUACAUGGACCCACCUUCCCAAGACCAGCCGUGCCACAACUCAGACCACCGUUCAAUAGAAACACUUGUCGUAGUCUUAGCUGUCAUCACUAUUUUAUCCGUCUUAGCGGGCAUCUUCGCUCGGCUUUGCGGCGGGCGCCAUUUAUCUAAAGACCACGACAUCGAAGGUUGGGUGGAGGGGAAGUGCCGUAGCUGCAUAGACGCUGGAGUCCUCACCGAGGCUGCCUCUCCUCCUCCACCGGCUCCAACAACGACAGAAACAAUGGACGAGCAGAGCAAGCCAGCAGCCGCGGAAGAUCAAAGCAAGAAGUGAAGUAAAAAAGGGAAAACUAAAUUCAUCGAUUUAGCUCUUAACAUUAUGUAGUCUUCUCGUUAAUUUUCGAAGACACCGUUAAUUAUGUACCUUACUUAUUUAUUCUACGGACACUGAUUUCGG
Molecule: messenger RNA, 498 nt
Organism: Eruca vesicaria subsp. sativa (arugula)
Lineage: Eukaryota; Viridiplantae; Streptophyta; Magnoliopsida; Brassicales; Brassicaceae
Source: the annotation of a GenBank genome assembly